Cimex lectularius (bed bug) is the source of this 1150-nucleotide messenger RNA. RefSeq names its product B9 domain-containing protein 2 (gene B9d2). NCBI's taxonomy places the organism in Eukaryota, Metazoa, Arthropoda, Insecta, Hemiptera, Cimicidae. The transcript has 5 exons. The record is from RefSeq and is a predicted model, not a curated record. Gene Ontology annotation, biological process: cilium assembly. Gene Ontology annotation, cellular component: MKS complex. Bases 148 to 678 code for a protein of 176 amino acids.
UGUUGGGGCGCGUGUCUCGGCCGGAAUGGCGGCGUUUCUUAGUUACGGAAAAAGCAAACAACCCUUGCAAAUAAGUGCUUGAGAGAGUUGAGCGUCACUUCAAUCUUUGUCCUCACUCCUCAUUCCUCAAGACGUCUCUUUUGGUUGAUGGCAGAGCUCUACAUAAUUGGCCAGAUCGUCGGUGCUAAAAAUUUCAGAAGAAAGAGCCUCUUCUGCAAAUGGGGGAUUCACACAGGUCCUGGCUGGCAGUUGAUUUCAGGACAGAAGGAAGGCCAAACUCAAGUUGAUAACCCAGGUUAUGAUGAGAUGACGUAUUGGUGUCAUCCAAUUGAUGUCCACUUUGCUACUAAAGGAAUCCCUGGCUGGCCAAAAAUAUACUUACAGAUUUUCCAUUACGACGAAUUCGGGCGGAGUGAAGUUUGUGGGUACGGGUACUCAUUCAUCCCAACGACUCCUGGCUGUCAUUCGAUUUCUUGCCCGACCUGGAAGCCUCUGGGAAAGUUGUAUGAUAAAUUUUCUGAGUUCUUCAUUGGCGGCGGCCCUCAGCUGAGAAACCCUGAUAUUAUUUUUAAUGGGUUAGACAGGUUCAGGCUAAGCACAGAACCAAUGGGUAUUGUUGACUUAGAAUUCAACUUGAUUCAGAAGAACUUCCAAAAGUAUGGAGUGGAAACUUAUUGAAUACUGAAAAACACAAUAGCUCAACUCAAAGACUGAACUUGCUAUUCGAGAUGUUUCCAAACCCGAUUAUAACCGCUAUGGUUUUCAUAGUUAUUAAGUUUGUCUGUUGUUAUAAUGUCACGACAACCGUAGAUUUAAGCAACAUAUGUGACAAUUCUACUGAAAAUUGUUUAACAACAGAAAUUAACGAAGAGACUGCAAGUGUAAAAAUGUCAACGAUGGUUAUGCUUCAAAGCACAACCGAUACACCCAAAACAACUGAAAUACCCAAGAAAGAGAAAGAAAUGCAUAAAAUGUCUUCUGAUUGUUUAUGCGAUUUAACUAGCGAAAAAUGUGAUAUAAACUGCUGUUGCGAUGUUGACUGCAGUGAGUCCGACCACACAACAUUUGCCUUUUGUUCACCUGACUCAACAUAUCCCGUGCAACACUCGGGCCUAUGCUUCUCACAUCAAUACAUAUAUAAGAACAAUAC